Molecule: messenger RNA, 3252 nt
Organism: Scedosporium apiospermum
Lineage: Eukaryota; Fungi; Ascomycota; Sordariomycetes; Microascales; Microascaceae
Exons: 2
Coding region: 1-3252 (1083 amino acids)
Biological process (GO): transmembrane transport
Source: RefSeq, a predicted model, not a curated record
AUGCAGUCCUGGUUUCUCACCUGCCUACUUGCUUCGUGUCUUCUCUUUUUCAAGCCAGCCGCCGCGGCCCAGAUAGCUGCCUUUGACAAUUGUCUUCCCGAUACUUACAAGGCGCAUGAUCCGACGCCGCUACAAUGGCAACCUCUCUACGUCGAUGCCGUCUUCGACACCCAGAAUAAGAGCCAUACUCUUCGCGUGACGACGUGGGGCAACGUGACCGGGUCGUAUAAUAAAGUAGCGCUGCCUGCUCCAGGGGAUCCGAACUGGUCCAACCCCGAGUAUACCCAUGGCAAGAUCCAACAAGAGCCGAACCCGGACAUGGAGAAUCGUCGGGUCACCACUUUGAUCACCAAAGUUAAUGUCCUUACCUACGAGCCCUUCAACGAUGCUUCGGACUUUUGCAAAGACUCACUCAUAAACGGGACCUGUCCGCUUGCUCCUAUUUUCGAUACAAGCAUAUUGGAUCUCCCUUACGGCCUCCCGGCGAUGAGUUUCUCUCAUUCCUUCUUCUCAAGUUACUCAUUUGCGACCUUUUCAGCCACAUUUCUGAUCAUCUACGGCGACUUGGAAAACACGAAUAUCGGAUGCGUGUCGGUGCCUAUCACUCCGGAUCUCAGCGGUUUCGCCUGGAUGCUCACCUUCCUCCCCUUCGUCGCACUCAUAUUUGUCGGCGCUGCAACCGUCUUCGCCGCCAUCUACAGUCCUUGGGGAACCACGGAUAUUUUCAUGUGGUCUUCAAAUCACGGCCGUGAUGUCGAUUUGCUUCGCCUCGUGACCCCUGGUUUCGGCGACUGCUUGCAGUACAUCCAAUUUGCUGCCUUGACUGGUGCUCUCUCUCUCAAUUACCCCGGAUUUUACCAGCCGGUAGCUAGCCAAGUAGCCUGGUCAUCAUUAAUGUUCAACCAGAGUUUUGUGAGCCACGGACCCCCCUAUCAGAGCUUGGUCGACGGCAUCUAUGUCACAAAUAGCACCCGUGGUCUCACUCGAUUCAGUCAACUAGUAGGAAUGAGCGAACCCAAGGACGUAUGGGCCGGCAUGAUGGUUUGGUUGCUCGUCAUCAUUGGUGGCGUGCUCGUCCUAACCCAGCUGGGGUUCCUUGUCCGCCGAGUGUAUCGGCUCGUUAGGAGCAUCCCCAAGGAGGACCUUCGGUCCAAGAACGUACCAUUCUCCGUUGGCAACAUUGUGAGAAUCGGGUUCAAUUACUUUUUACUCCCCAUUGUCUCCUUAUCCACAUAUCAACUCGUCGCUGCUGGCGAGUCGCCUGCUUACACUGUGGCACUUUCGGUUGUUACCCUGGCUAUCGUAAUUGGCUUUACGGUGUGGCUCCUUCGGAUCAUCACCCAGGCGCGUCCUCGGUCCGACCUGUUCGAUGACCUCCCGACGGUCUUGAUGUACGGCCCGCUGUAUAAUACUUACACCGAUGAGGCCGCUGGUUUUGCCCUGAUUCCAAUCCUCCUAGGGAUCCUCCGGGGCAUCGCUAUUGGCGGUCUUCAAGCCUCUGGCAUCGCCCAGAUCGCCAUUCUGGCUAGCGCAGAGGUUGUGCAGCUUCUUGCCUUGGUAUACUUCCGUCCAUUCCACCCUCAAACUUCCAUGAACGCAUAUCACUCCCUAUUCUCUAUUCUCCGCCUUGUAACAACGCUGCUGAUGAUCGCUUUCGCUCCGCCGUUGGGCGUUACUGAGGGGCCUAAGGGCUGGGUCGGAUAUGUCAUUUUGCUCAUCCACGGCGGUGUUCUUGUGUUUGGUUUCUUCCUGAAUGCGCUGCAAACCUUGAUUGAGGUUGUGGCUCGUCUCCUUGGGGCUGGCGGGGAUGACAUGCGAGGGCUAACCCGCGGCGGACUUUCCAAGAUCUUUGGCAUGCGACAACUGUCGAGGCGUAUGUCUCGCCGCCACCACGGAGUGUCCCGUCAGAGCCAACUCUCUACUACUGCGAUGCUCGAUGCCGAACAAGCUUCCAAGACUGGAUAUGUGAUGCCGGGUGGCAGAAUCAGGAGUGAAUCUGUGGCCAGCAUCGGCGGUCUAAUGAACAAGCAACACAGGUCCUCAUCCGCGCUCGAUAGCAUCGACAUAUACUCUGGCGCUCCAGCAAGCUCCUUCACACCCACGACGCCUGGAGAAGCAAACCCCUUCUCCUUCCUCCCUUCCCCCACCCACGGCACUCGACCAGCUCAAGGUGCCAUGGCCGACAACACCAUGGAGCCGUAUUACUAUCGGCCGCCGAGGCGGAGACGCGAGACGAUCACCGAGCCCGUCGCUGGCAACGCGAACGCUCCCUCGAUCAUGGAACCCAAGCGUUAUAGCCAGACGGGAGGCACCCUCGGCGACCCGAGCGACUUGGAUGCGACCCUAUCCCGAGGUGCAACACCCGCCCCUCAUGGUUCUCUUCCCAUUAACCUAGCGCCGAGAACUGAUUACACCACGAGAGAAGUGGACUUUUACUAUGGUGUGAGAGGGCCGGCUCUCAAUUCCGAGCGUCCUGGAAGGAAGCUUGGAACGGGCCCAGCAGAUCCAACCGGACCGGUAGCGACGGCGCAAGGAUGGCUGCGUUCGUUAUUUAGCGGCAAAACGAAAGAUAAGGGCAAAGGAUUCGAAGUCGUCCGGAGCGCGAGGAUGCCUCCGGCGAUGCGAAUGCAAGCCGGUCUUGGGGCCGAUCCUGCAAGCGGCGGCAUGCCUGUGGCUAUGUCUAAUCUGAAGAAUGGACCUGCCGACUCGGACGACGAUGAAGACGAUGUGGCGGGACCGGCGAAGAUUCGGCGAGCACGGAGCCCAGCGACCCUAUUAAACGAAGAUGGAGAACCGCAAGACCUGGAUGCGGAGACCGCGGCGCUCGGCGACUUGGAUGCGCCAGAUAUCCCGAGGAAGAGUUCGAAGAGGCAUUCAGGAGUGUUAGACGUCAGCGGGGCGCCGUCGUUCAAUCUCAUACCUCCAGGGACGCCUCCAGACUCACCCAGGCGACAUAGCCAUGACAUCAGUGAUGGGCCGCCAGUAUUAUCCCGACUGCCGUUUGAGCGCACCGACUCGACGAGGUAUAAUUCGUCCGUUUCGUCCAUGGAUAUCGGGGAUGACUUCACCCAGAUCGACCUCCACCGGUCCAAAACCAACGAGGACGAGCCCACCAGUGGUACCGUUCCGCAGCACAGUAUAAGCAGGGUCGAGCCGGACCGGCAGCAUGUUGACCUUCUCGGCAGCUCGGCCGAGCUAAUCGAUGACCAGUACACGUCGAGCCACGGAGGAUCAGUCGACGGCAGGCGGUGA